UCAACUUACGCCACUUAAAUUCUCGUGUAACUAUUUUUAGUUACUCUUGUGUUGUUUAAAAGGCCAAUUUACGUAAAAGUUAUAAGAAAUUUGAAAAAAAAAAAAACGGACGUCUAUAAACUAGACCUACAACGCCACGGACACACGGGCCCGUGUAAGGCCUCUUUUACAAAGACAGGCCCCAGAACCCCCACGGUGAGAGUGUUUGAAAAUUAAAUUCAAGCUGAGCAAAUUUUUCUUCGAUAACAAUUUAAACCUUAAAUUACAACAACGGGUACUUCAAAGAUAAUAGUUAAAUUAUUGAUACAUUUGGAUCAUAAGAUGUUAAGAAAAUUUUUGAGUCCAAAAACUUUUUUUAUUUAGUGUUUUGUUGUGUUUAAAAAAAAAGAAAAAAAAUUUAAUAAGGUUGUUGUAUAAAUGGUUUAAGUUUAAUUAUUUUUUUUUAAUUUAAUUUAACUUGUGUACCUAUCGAUGCUGUAAAUAUUGAAACGCUGCUGCAAAGUUUCAAAAAAAGUUAAAUUUAUUAUUCAAAUAAAGGAUUUUUGAAAGACGACGUUAAAAAUAAAAUUCGCUAAACUGUUGCUGUUAGACUAUUUAUUCGCUAAAAUGGGUCCACCACAUGGUACAACCGUCAACGGUACUCAAAUGCCACCGAAAACAACCGAACGCAGUGAGGCACCUAUCGAGUUGACCGGUUACAAGAAGUGGCUGCAUGAAAAUAUGAUGCUGCUGGUAACGCUGUCUGGAGUUCUAUUGGGUGUUACAUUGGGAUUCAGCUUACGACCACUGAAAUUAAAUGCAGAGGCCAUUAUGCUCAUCUCGUACCCCGGUGAACUCUUUAUGCGGGUCCUUAAGUUGAUGAUCCUUCCACUUGUCAUAUCGAGUUUGAUUGCUGGCUCGGCCAGUCUCAAUGCCCGUAUGAAUGGAAAGAUUGCUCUAAGGACAUUGGUAUACUUUGCAGCUACGUCAUUCUUCAAUGCACUUCUUGGCAUCGGCCUUGUGUUGCUCAUACAUCCAGGUGAUCCGGGAAUGCAUAAUAAUGCUGAUCGGUCUGCUGACAAUAAAGCAGCAAAUUUAUUGGAUAGCCUUUUGGAUCUAGGAAGAAACGUCUUUCCCGACAAUCUAUUUCAAGCUGCUUUCCAACAAGCUCACACCGUCUAUGUCCCAAAACCAUCAAUUCAUCAAAGCUUCAAUGAAACCCUUAAUGAGACCUCCACCGAUCUGGCCGACGAAAAUGCAAACGAUCAAUCAAUCGCUAGCAAUGGUGAAGUAGAACUCAUUCGAGUUGUACAAUAUCGUACUGGCACCAAUACCCUGGGCAUUGUUUUCUUCUGUUUGGUUUUUGGAACAUUGCUCGGUACAAUUGGCAGCAAAGGCCAAGUUGUGAUAGAUUUCUUUUCGGCUGUUUUUGAGGUUGUGAUGAAGAUGGUCACCUGUGUGAUGUGGCUAACGCCAAUUGGCAUCAGUUCGGUGAUAGCUGGGAAAAUUCUCGGAGUGAGCGAUUUAAAUUUGGUGAUGGCACAAUUAAUGUGGUUUAUAAUAACGGUGGCAGUUGGUGUCUUCCUUUAUCAAUUUAUCAUAAUGCAAUUAAUUUAUUUUGUAUUUUUGCGUCGGAAUCCAUUCAAGUUCUAUUGUGGACUCAUUCAAGCGAUGCUAACCGCAUUUGCAACAGCUUCAACUGCUGCAGCGUUACCAAUUACAUUCCGUUGUAUGAAUGACAAAUUGCAUGUAGAUCAAAGGAUAACUCGGUUCGUCCUUCCAAUUGGAUGUAACAUCAACAUGGAUGGCACAGCACUGUUCAUAUCCAUUGCCUCGAUAUUUAUAGCUCAAAUGAGUGGAAUGACUUUGGGCUUUGGGGAAUUGGUUACGGUUCUUUUGACUUCGACUGCUGCUUCAAUGAGCUCGGCCAGUGUUCCAAGUGCUGCAUUGGUUCUGUUGUUGGUUGUAUUAUCGGCUAUCGAUGCUCCUGUUCAAGAUGUCACUUUGCUGUUUGCUGUCGAUUGGUUUGUAGAUCGUAUGCGAACUACCAACAAUAUGCUUGGAGAUUGUUAUGCUGCUGCUGUUGUUGAAGAACUCUCUAAAAAAGAAUUGAUGGCUCUAGAUGCAGCUGUUCUCUACCAGGAGUUACCAGUUACCAAUGGACACAUUAUUUUGGAUGGGCAAACCGAUUUAGAUAGGAAAUGUUCGUUACCUGAUUCUGUUAUUGUCGACAUGAAUAAUGUUAUGAAUUCUGUUAAUUUACAUAAUGGUCUUACUAAUAAUAAAAGGGUUUAGAUGUUUUAAGAAAAA
Molecule: messenger RNA, 2289 nt
Organism: Episyrphus balteatus (marmalade hoverfly)
Lineage: Eukaryota; Metazoa; Arthropoda; Insecta; Diptera; Syrphidae
Gene: Eaat2
Product: excitatory amino acid transporter
Exons: 8
Coding region: 607-2274 (555 amino acids)
Biological process (GO): L-glutamate transmembrane transport
Cellular component (GO): plasma membrane
Molecular function (GO): L-glutamate transmembrane transporter activity; glutamate:sodium symporter activity; neutral L-amino acid transmembrane transporter activity
Source: RefSeq, a predicted model, not a curated record